AUGAAUCUGGCGCCCGAUGCUACCGGGAUUAUCCCGUUCAUGGAAGACGAAAUCGUGCGUUUCGAUGCCGAAGUCGACCGGUUCCGGUCCGGCGAGCUGGACAACACAGUGUUCACGCCGUUCCGGCUGCGGCAGGGUGUUUAUGGCCAACGCCAGGUCGACGUGCAGAUGAUCCGGGUGAAACUACCCGGCGGAAUCGCCUCGGCCGACAUGCUCGACGCCCUGGGCGAAGUCGCGGAACAUUACGCCCCCUUGCAAAAGGGUCAUAUCACCACCAGGGAGAAUAUUCAGUUCCACCACGUUCCGCUGGAUCAAACCUCCACCGCGCUCCGUUUGCUGGGCAAGGUGGGUCUGUCCACCCGCGAAGCUUGCGGCAACACCGUCCGCAACGUGGUUGGCCCUGCGACCGCGGGGGUUAGCCCGGAAGAAACCUUCGACCCGACGCCGUACCUGACCGCAUACGUUCGGUUUGGCGUGCGCCAUCCCAUUACCCAAAAUUUCCCCCGGAAGUUCAAAACCGCGUUCACCGGCAACGACCAGAGAGACGAAGUGGCGGCGGCCAUCCAGGAUCUGACUUUCGUUUCCCAAUACAAGGAAAUCGAUGGCGAACAGCGUAAGGGAUUCAAGGUUUACUGCGGAGGCGGAACGUCCAUCAUGCCCCGCCUGGCCAAACCGCUGUACGAUUGGGUUUCCGAGGAUGACUACCUCCGGGUGGCUUUGGCGAUCUGGACUGUGUUCAACAACGCUGACAUCCUUCGCAAGAAUCGGAUGAUGGCGCGUCUGAAGGUCCUGAUCGACAAGAUUGGGCUGGACGAAUUCAAACAAAUGGUUGAAACCGAAUUGGCCGGUAUCGGCCCGAUUGAUCACCGGCCUUUGAUGGUGGCGCAAGAGAUCCAGCGCGAAACCCCACCCGCUCAACCCGCCGAAGCAUCCACGGAAGACAGUCCCGAAUACCGCCAGUGGUACGACACCAACGUCGCAGCCCAACGGCAGGAAGGGUAUCACGUGUUCCACGGGCUGGCCAACAUCGUGAGGGAGUAUGCUGGCGGCAACGCCCACACCACACAGGAACAAAACCUGGUGAUCCGUUGGGUGCCGACCGGCCACCUCGCCACUGUAUGGAGAGCGCUGGUCGCUCUGAACCUCGGCGAGCCCGGUCACGACCACAUCACCAACGUCGUCUCCUGCCCCGGGACCGACAGUUGCAAACUUGGUAUCACCUCCUCCAUGGGUCUUGCCGAGGCUCUUCGCUCUGAGAUGCAAAGCUGGAAUGGGAUGCAGCAGGAUGCCGGGGUUAAGGACAUCCGCAUCAAGAUGAGUGGAUGCCCCAAUGGGUGCGGCCUUCAUCACAUCGCCAACAUCGGGUUCCACGGGGCUGCCGUGAAAGGCGUGGACGGGCAGCAAAUUCCAUCGUACGAGCUUUUCCUGGGCGGCAACUACGGGGACAACCGCGUGGAAGACUCUCGCAUCGGCACCAGGGUUCCCAAGGUUAAGGUUCCCGCCAAGCUCGUCCCAUCGGUUCUCAAAGAAAUCGUCACCUUCUAUAUGGACAAUCGUGACAACGAGACGGAGCGAUUCAACGAUUUCCUGGAACGGGUCGGGAUCGAAGAGGUAACCUCGGUGGCCGCGCGGGCCCAGGAGAUCGGACACGAGGCCGAAGGCGGCGGGGAAAUGUACUUCGACUGGGAACGAACCAACCAGUACGUGCUGGAACGCGGAGAAGGCGAGUGCGCCGUAUAA
Messenger RNA from Geodia barretti, 1740 nucleotides. NCBI's taxonomy places the organism in Eukaryota, Metazoa, Porifera, Demospongiae, Tetractinellida, Geodiidae. The record is from the annotation of a GenBank genome assembly.